AUGCCACCUAAAGCCGAUCCAAAUCAAAAGAAAGAGCUUGUCGUGAAAGUCCUUGCUGGUGAUGCCGCCGCCGGUGCUUCCCUUGGUCCAAAAGUUGGUCCAUUGGGUCUUAACCCAAAGAAGACUGCUGAUGAUCUUGCUAAGUCAACCCUUGCAUGGAAAGGCUUGAGAGUGACUGUCAGAAUCACUGUCAUUAACAGAGUCGCCACUUACGAAGUUAUCCCAUCUGCUUCUGCUCUUAUCUUGAAAGCUCUUAAGGAGCCACCAAAGGACAGAAAGAAGAACAAAGGUGUCCCAACCGUUCACUCUGGCUCCAUCUCUAUGGACGAUGUCUACGAAAUUGCCAGAACCAUGAGACCAAGAUCUCUUGCUAAGAACUUCUCAGGAACCGUCUGUGAAAUCCUCGGAACCGCCGUCUCAUGUGGUUGCCAAGUCGACUCUAGAUCACCAAGAGAAGUCAUUGCUGACAUCAAGGCUGGUAAGAUCGAAGUCCCAGAAAACUAA
Entamoeba invadens IP1 is the source of this 504-nucleotide messenger RNA. Its product is annotated as 60S ribosomal protein L12, putative. Lineage: Eukaryota; Evosea; Mastigamoebida; Endamoebidae. Gene Ontology annotation, molecular function: large ribosomal subunit rRNA binding; structural constituent of ribosome. Gene Ontology annotation, biological process: translation. Bases 1 to 504 code for a protein of 167 amino acids. The record is from RefSeq and is a predicted model, not a curated record. The transcript has 2 exons. Gene Ontology annotation, cellular component: ribosome; cytosolic large ribosomal subunit.